UUUCCUCUGUGGUGGCCCUGGGAGCCAGCAUCAUCUGUAACAAGAUCCCGGGUCUUGCCCCCCGACAGCGGGCGAUCUGCCAGAGCAGGCCCGAUGCUAUUAUUGUCAUCGGGGAAGGGUCCCAGAUGGGCAUCAACGAGUGCCAGUUCCAGUUUCGCAACGGGCGCUGGAACUGCUCUGCCCUGGGAGAGAGGACCGUCUUCGGGAAGGAGCUGAAAGUGGGUAGCAGAGAAGCAGCGUUCACGUAUGCGAUCAUUGCUGCUGGAGUAGCACACGCAAUCACGGCUGCCUGUACGCAGGGCAACCUGAGCGACUGUGGCUGUGACAAAGAAAAACAGGGACAGUACCAUAAAGAGGAAGGAUGGAAGUGGGGAGGCUGCUCUGCUGACAUCAGAUACGGAAUAGGAUUUGCCAAAGUGUUUGUGGAUGCCCGGGAGAUUAAGCAAAAUGCGAGGACGCUCAUGAACCUGCAUAACAACGAGGCAGGGCGGAAGAUUCUGGAAGAAAACAUGAAGUUGGAGUGCAAGUGCCAUGGGGUCUCAGGAUCCUGUACCACUAAAACAUGCUGGACAACUCUUCCUAAAUUCCGGGAGCUGGGCUACAUCCUUAAGGACAAAUAUAACGAGGCCGUUCAGGUUGAACCAGUGAGAGCAAGUCGUAACAAGCGUCCAACCUUCCUCAAAAUAAAGAAGCCGCUUUCCUAUCGCAAACCCAUGGAUACAGACUUAGUGUACAUAGAAAAAUCUCCCAAUUAUUGUGAAGAAGACCCUGUCACUGGCAGCGUGGGGACACAGGGAAGGAUGUGUAACAAGACAGCCCAGCAGUCCAACGGCUGUGAUCUGAUGUGCUGUGGUCGAGGUUACAAUACCCACCAGUACUCAAGAGUGUGGCAGUGCAACUGUAAAUUUCAUUGGUGCUGCUAUGUGAAAUGCAACACGUGCAGCGAAAGAACAGAGGUAUAUACCUGUAAGUGAGAACGUGGCUGGGCAGACGGACGCGUCCUGAGCCACGAAUACAUUUGCACAUGCACUCAACGUAGCUACGCAAGACUGUAGGAAAGACCUGCUCUCCCAGAAGAAAUGCUGAUGAAUGGAGCC
This is a messenger RNA of Merops nubicus (carmine bee-eater), 1097 nucleotides long. RefSeq names its product wingless-type MMTV integration site family, member 7A (gene WNT7A). The coding region runs from base 126 to 974 and encodes 282 amino acids. Gene Ontology annotation, biological process: multicellular organism development; canonical Wnt signaling pathway; neuron differentiation. NCBI's taxonomy places the organism in Eukaryota, Metazoa, Chordata, Aves, Coraciiformes, Meropidae. The record is from RefSeq and is a predicted model, not a curated record. The transcript is spliced from 3 exons. Gene Ontology annotation, molecular function: frizzled binding; cytokine activity. Gene Ontology annotation, cellular component: extracellular region.